This is a messenger RNA of Oncorhynchus mykiss (rainbow trout), 1138 nucleotides long. Lineage: Eukaryota; Metazoa; Chordata; Actinopteri; Salmoniformes; Salmonidae. The record is from RefSeq and is a predicted model, not a curated record.
AGAGAUGCAGAAAUAGGGAACUACAUAGUUGUAAGACUGCAAAGAGUGAGAGAGAGAGAGAGGGAGGGCAGAGAGAGAACAUAAAGUACAUUAAGUUUGUAUUUAAGUUCCUAUAAGUAGAGAGAGAACAGAGAAAGUUACAGACUUGGACACACAAUAUUAUAUCAGAACCUAUAGACACCUGGACCAACCUGGAGAGAACACAACAUUAUAUCAGGACCUAUAGACACCUGGAGAGAACACAACAUUAUAUCAGGACCUAUAGACACCUGGACCAACCUGGAGAGAACACAACAAGAUGAGGAUCCUGCUGAUAGUCAUCCUCCUCUCCUUCAUGACAGGUUGUUUGAGCUCCUUCAAAGUGACAGGAUACUCUGGAGGAACUGUCAUCAUCUCCUGUCAAUAUUCCACAGAAGACAGAAGUCAUGACAAAUAUUUCUGUAAGCAGCAGAACAGUUUGAGAUGUAAGGAUCAAAUCAAAACUGGAUUGAGGAACACCUGGCAGCACAGUGGUAGAUUCUCCCUGUAUGACAACACUGAAGGAAACGACUUCAAGGUGAUCAUCAGACAACUGACCAGACAAGAUGAAGGGACCUACUGGUGUGGAGUGGACAUACCUACUGCACCUGACAGUUAUACCAAGGUAGAGCUGGAGGUGAAGCAGGAUGACUGCUGUGAGAAGUCAGUCACAGAGACGGCCUUUCUGGGAGGAGAAGCUACCAUCAGAUGUAACUAUCCAGAGGACCAUGAGGACAACAUCAAGUAUUUCUGCAAGGAAGACAGUGAAUAUGACUGUGAAAACAAGAUAUCAGAUACAUAUCUUGAAAAAUCUAGAAGAUAUUCUCUUUCUAAGAGAAGAAGAGAGAGAUUCUCCACAGUGACCAUCAGUGACCUGACUGAAGAUGAUACUGGGACCUACUGGUGUGGAGUAGAAACCAGCAGGACAGAACAACGUUACAUUACACUGAUCACACAGGUGAAGCUGCUUGUUAUAAUGGCACCAACUACCACCAUCAUGAAAACCAAAACUACAGCCCCACCCACAACCACCUUCCUCUCACUAUCUUCACCAUCACCACCAUCAUCAUCAUCAUCAUCAUCAUCAUCAUCAUCAUCAUCAUCACCAUCAUCAUCAUCA